CCUGCACUCUACCCGCCAGGCACUUUUCCCAAAUCCCAACCGAGCAAGCCUCCACACACAAUUUCAAGUGUUUCUCAUUGGUCUCGCUUCCGUCUUUUAAAAUCUUGCCUUCCACUCUUUUCAAACCCAUAGCCGCAGAGCCUUGCAGUAGUGCCCUCCAGUCUCCACCGCCGAGCACCCUGCUCAGAAGAUUCAGGGCUAAGAACAAGGGAAGGAAUAUGAGCAUUUGUUUUUGGGUAAAGCUUUUGACGUUCUCAAAUGGGUAACCGGAGUCGUGUAUGAUUGCUUCUCUGUUCGUAAAUUUUUUUAACCGGUGUUGUAUGAUUGAGAGAAUCACGCAAGGUUUAGGGCAAAACAGAGUGUCAUCUUCAACCUUGGGUCGGCCCUCCUCUGAAAACUUGGUGAUUCACUCCAUUUUUCGCUGUGAUUACUGCCUCCACAAAGGGUGUCUCUGAGAAAUCGAGAAAGGGGCCUUAGCAAAGCUGAUGGAAAUGGAGAGAGGGGAUUCUAAGUCUAGCGAAGACCCUGAUUCAGUCCCAUAUUCAAAGAAGCAAAAGGGUAUAGAAAUUGAAGGAUGUCCUAUUGAGGGCCUGUCUAUUGGAGGACAAGAGACAUGCAUAAUUUUCCCUUCACUCAAGAUUGCCUUUGACAUUGGCAGGUGCCCGCAGCGUGCCAUAUCUCAGGAGUUCCUAUUCAUCUCGCAUGGUCACAUGGAUCACAUAGGAGGACUUCCAAUGUAUGUUGCUACUCGAGGUUUGUACAGAAUGAGACCACCUACAAUUAUUGUUCCAAGAGCUAUAAAGGAAAAUGUAGAAAAGCUAUUCAAUGCGCACAGAGCAAUGGACCAAUCUGAAUUGAAGCACAAUCUAAUUGCAUUGAAUGUGGGGGAAGAAUUUCAGUUCAGGAAAGACCUCAAAGUAAGAGCAUUCAAGACUUAUCAUGUCAUACCAAGCCAGGGUUAUGUUGUUUAUUCUGUGAGGCAUAAACUUAAGCAGGAGUAUACUGGCCUUUCUGGGAAUGAGAUCAAGAGCUUGAAGUUAUCAGGUGUGGAGAUUACAUAUACUGUCACGUUUCCUGAAAUUGCUUUUACGGGAGACACCAUGUCUGAUUUCAUAGCUGACCCCGACAAUGUUGAUGCUUUGAGGGCAAGGAUACUUGUAAUGGAGAGCACCUUUGUUGACAAUGCAAUGACGGUGGAACAUGCGAGAGAUUAUGGACACACUCACUUGUCUGAGAUAGUUAACUAUGCAGAUAAGUUUGAGAACAAAGCAAUUCUUCUAAUACAUUUCUCAGCUCGCUACCAGGCCGAUGAGAUCCAAUCAGCUGUUUCUUCCUUGCCUCCACCUUUGUGUGGUCGAGUUUUUGCACUUACAGAAGGUUUUUGAUGAGAGGUUCAGAGGCUAUGGUAUGUCUGGACAUUACUCUGCCGGUGAACUUAUGAUCUACUCAUUUUCUCCCCCAAACCUCGGUAGUAAUUUGAGAUUUUUGAUAAUGUUGGUAAUUCUUUCUUAUAGCAUUUCAAUAGGGAGCAGGUUUAGUGCUAUUAUGCAAUCCACACCCCACCCCCCCCCAAAAAAAAAAAAUUUGAGAUUUUUGAUUAUGUUGGUAAUUCUUUCAUAUAGCAUUUCAAUGGGGAGCAGGUUUAGUGCUAGUAUGCAAUCCCCCCCCCCCUUUUCUUUUUGGUACUCUCUGCUAUUAUGUCAGUUGAAUAUUGGUGCAAAACCUAAGCAUAUUCUCAACAUUCUAAGCUUAUUAUCUCUUUAUUCUUCUUUA
Macadamia integrifolia is the source of this 1773-nucleotide messenger RNA. RefSeq names its product tRNase Z TRZ1. Bases 486 to 1385 code for a protein of 299 amino acids. The record is from RefSeq and is a predicted model, not a curated record. NCBI's taxonomy places the organism in Eukaryota, Viridiplantae, Streptophyta, Magnoliopsida, Proteales, Proteaceae. The transcript has 9 exons.